ACGUGCAAUCACGCCGAAGCCAAACACCUGCAGGCGCGUCGCCGCGGCCAUUUCAUCCGCACCGGUGCACGAUCGCGGUGCGCGUUAUUUUUGAGCAGCGGGUGAUUGGGGUGGAUCCGGCCAACGACACAGUUGCAGGUUUCGUUUUCAAACUCCCCGUAAAUCCGUGUUCAUCAUGCCGACUGCAAACGUCACCGAUGCGCGAAUGACCAAGUUCAAGAACAAAGGCAAAGAGCCUUCCAAACUCCGGGAGCGUCGCAUUGCUGUGUGUGUGGAGCUCAGGAAAGCUCAGAGGAGUGAGAGCAUUUUGAAGAAACGAAACAUUUCUUCCUUGCCCGACGAUGAAGCUCUCUCUCCGGAGUACGCAACCGAUAACAAAGAGGUCAUUUCGAUUGCCAUUGAGGAAAUAAUCUGCAAUGUGAAUAGCAACUCUAAGGAGCAGCAGACCCGAGGAUGUCAGGCAGCCAGAAAGCUGCUUUCCAGAGAGAGGAACCCCCCUCUGAAGGAGAUCAUUGAUGCUGGGCUACUUGCUCGUUUUGUGGACUUCCUGGGGAGGGAUGAUGACCCCACCUUGCAGUUCGAGGCCGCCUGGGCUCUCACGAACAUCGCCUCCGGGACAUCUUGGCACACGCAGCAAGUGGUGGAAAAUGGUGCUGUUCCUGCUUUCAUCACCCUGUUGGGCUCUCCCAUGCUGCACAUCAGUGAGCAGGCUGUCUGGGCCCUGGGCAACAUCGCUGGUGAUGGACCAGCCUACAGGGAUGCCUUGAUAGCAUGUAAUGUGAUCCCAGCCCUGUUGGCCCGACUCACCCCAGAUGCUCCAGUGGGCUACCUGCGCAACCUAACAUGGACACUGUCCAACCUGUGCCGCAACAAGAACCCUUUUCCACCCCUUUCUGCAGUGCAGCAAGUCCUGCCCUCCCUGGUGCAGCUCCUCCAUCUCGGCGACAAAGAUGUUCUGUCUGAUGCCUGCUGGGCCAUCUCCUACCUCACUGACGGUUCCAAUGACCGCAUUGAUGUUGUGGUCAAGACUGGCAUUGUUCCUCGUGUGGUUGCCCUUAUGGAAUUUGAGGAGCUGUCUGUUCUGACCCCAGCUCUGCGCUCCAUGGGAAAUAUUGUCAGUGGCUCAGACCAACAAACGCAGGUGGCGAUCGAUGCGGGGGUGCUGUCGGUGCUGCCACGCCUCCUGCGCCACCCCAAGCCCAGUGUGCAGAAGGAGGCAGCCUGGGCUGUGUCCAACAUUGCAGCUGGACCAUGUCAGCAGAUCCAGCAGCUCAUCACCUGUGGCCUGCUGCCACCACUAAUUGACCUGCUGAGGAAUGGUGACUUCAAGACCCAACGGGAAGCUGUUUGGGCCAUAACCAACUACACCAGUGGGGGCACAGUAGACCAGGUAGUGCAGCUGGUGCAGAGUGGGGGUCUGGAGGCCAUUCUGGAUCUUCUCCACAUCAAGGAUGCCAAGACCAUCUUGGUGAUUUUGGAUGCCAUCAACAACAUGUUCUUGCAGGCAGCUACUAAGCUGGGAGAAACUGAGAAGCUAUGCCUCCUGGUGGAGGAGGUGGGGGGCUUGGAACGGAUAGAGCAGCUUCAGAACCAUGAGAAUGAUGCUGUGUAUCGUACUGCCCAGGAGCUCAUUGAGAAGUACUUCAAUGAGGAUGUGGAAGAUGAAUGUUUCAAGACUGAAGCUACAGAGAGAGACUUUGUCUUCAAGCCUGCUGAAGUUGAUAAACAAUUUAACUUCUAAGGUUUUUAAUGCUUUUGUGUAACUUAACUAAUAUAUAAAUAAAGCUGCUUUUUCCCCAACUA
This is a messenger RNA of Paramormyrops kingsleyae, 1803 nucleotides long. RefSeq names its product karyopherin alpha 7 (importin alpha 8) (gene kpna7). The record is from RefSeq and is a predicted model, not a curated record. Gene Ontology annotation, biological process: protein import into nucleus. Lineage: Eukaryota; Metazoa; Chordata; Actinopteri; Osteoglossiformes; Mormyridae. Gene Ontology annotation, cellular component: cytoplasm. Gene Ontology annotation, molecular function: protein binding; nuclear import signal receptor activity.